This is a messenger RNA of Raphanus sativus (radish), 1164 nucleotides long. RefSeq lists its product as uncharacterized. The transcript is spliced from 2 exons. The record is from RefSeq and is a predicted model, not a curated record. The coding region runs from base 1 to 840 and encodes 279 amino acids. NCBI's taxonomy places the organism in Eukaryota, Viridiplantae, Streptophyta, Magnoliopsida, Brassicales, Brassicaceae.
AUGAAUGAAACAGAGCUUCUUGGUCAAGUUGUGAACAGAACAAGACUCUUAAACUGUUUGUCCCUUCAAAGCAAGAUCCGAAAGAUCAACGACCACCACCACAAUCGUCACAAAAUGUUUGAUUCUUCUUCAAAAUCGUUUAAUACAACCCAUUUAAUAUUCCCGAGAACGUUCGACGAUCAUCAAGAUUCCGGCGUUUGUUCACCUCCUCUGUGGAGAACGAGCCCACCCAAGAGCCCUCUUCACAACAAGCAAGCCAAUCACCAGAACCCCUCUCAUGUUUCCAAGGCUCAGGUCAUCGCUCGUGGUCAGCGAGAGCUUAUGGAGAUGGUUAGCAAGAUGCCCGAGUCGUGCUACGAGCUCUCCUUGAAGGAUCUCGUCGAGGUGAACACAGCAGAGGAGGAGAAAGAUCGGGAAGUGUUGGAAGAAAUGCCUCAGAGAACGAAGAAGAUGAAGAGCAAAGUGGUGAGGAAGUCAAAGAGCGAUAGAUGGGUGGAUCCGAGGAGUCGAAACAGGGGAGUGAAUAACAGUGGGUUUCUUCUGAAUUUAGGGUUUCCUGUUAGCUUGGGUGCUAAGAAAAAGACUAAGAAGAAGGAUGAUGAUGAUUCUUCUGUGACAAGCAAAGGCUCUGCGGUUUCUCCCAGGCCUUCCAUCUUAGAGGAUAAAGUUUGGUGGAGGUCAGAAUCGAGUAGGAGUCUGAGAGGUGUUUCGAGGAUCAACAGUGGGGGCUCGAAGAGCAGUGCUGGUAGUAGUAGCAGAAGCAAUAGCGAUCGAAGCAGACGCAGUCUAAGGGAUGAAAACAGAGGAUGCUUAUCUUGCCUCUGGAAUGUAUAUCUAUGAUUAUGAAACUUCAUUGGUUUAUACACUUCUUGCUUUAACCUGAGCUGGAUUUAGUGCGUUCUGUAAAUCCAUGGACGAAGGAAUCCAGGAAUGAUGAAGAUGGAAGCAGAGGACAUGAACAUCUUCUUCAAUGUACAACCAACUAUUCUAUCCCUUUACUUUUCUUUUAGUUCUAUAUAUUACUGAAUUUUCUUAAUGUAUGCAUAUAGAGCACAUGAUGAUGAUCUUAUUAUAUGUAGAUUGGUACUACUCUAGCUUUUGCUAACAUAAACCAAUAGAAGUGUACCAAUGCUCAUCGAUAUAUAUCAAAACGUUACGGUUUUG